Molecule: messenger RNA, 2141 nt
Organism: Bombyx mandarina (wild silkworm)
Lineage: Eukaryota; Metazoa; Arthropoda; Insecta; Lepidoptera; Bombycidae
Product: nucleosome assembly protein 1-like 1-A
Biological process (GO): nucleosome assembly
Cellular component (GO): nucleus
Source: RefSeq, a predicted model, not a curated record
AGCAGUGAAACCCAACCAAAAGGUCUUUGAAACAUUUUUAAAUCAUUCGCUGACCGUGUCACGUCGCCAUCUUUCUUUUCGGAAAAUUUUGACGGCGGUGAGAGUUAAAUAUUAAAUAUGGGUACCGUCGAACGUUCUGGUGACGACCACACAUCCGAAAUGGAGUCUGCAGAAGAAGAAGAAGUCGUCGGAAGUGGUGAACUAGCGCAACACCUGUUGAAAAGUGGCGUGACCCGUAAUGAAAUGAUAGCGGCCAUCACAAAUCGCCUUCAUGCAGAAGCGAUGGCAUCCCUACCCCCGAAUGUUCGUCGGCGAAUCCGCGCCUUGAGAACUCUUCAGAAGGAGUUUGUCGACAUUGAGGCCAAGUUUUACAGUGAAGUACAUGCACUCGAAUGCAAAUAUGAAAAACUUUACAAGCCUCUUUAUGAAAAGCGAGCUCUUAUUGUGAAUGGCACAUAUGAACCUAAUGAUGAUGAAUGUCUCAACCCAUGGCGUGAUGACACUGAAGAAGAAGAGUUAGCUCGGGCGGUACAAAAUGCUGCCAUCACUGAGGGUGAGGAAAAGAAGGAUGACAAGGCUAUCGAGCCUCCAAUGGAUCCCAAUGUAAAGGGUAUCCCAGACUUUUGGUACAACAUAUUCAGGAAUGUCUCAAUGCUCAGCGAAAUGAUGCAAGAACAUGAUGAACCAAUUCUAAAAUGCUUGCAAGAUAUUAAAGUGCAAAUGCAUGAAGACCCCAUAAGCUUCACUUUGGAAUUCUACUUUGCUCCAAAUGAAUACUUCACAAAUACAGUACUUACUAAAGAGUACUUAAUGAAGUGCAAGCCCGAUGAAGAGAGUCCAUUAGAAUUUGAAGGUCCUGAAAUUUAUUCUUGCAAGGGAUGUGAAAUAAACUGGAAUGCUGGUAAAAACGUAACUGUCAAGACCAUAAAGAAGAAACAGAAGCACAAGUCCCGUGGGUCAGUUCGCACUGUCACUAAGUCCGUCCAAGCUGACUCCUUCUUCAAUUUCUUUAACCCACCAACUCUGCCGGAAGAUCCUAACUCUACAGUCGCCUCUGAUGUACAGGCGUUGUUGACUGCGGACUUUGAGAUCGGUCACUACAUCCGCGAGCGCGUCGUGUCUCGUGCCGUGCUGCUCUACACCGGCGAGGGACUCGAGGACGAUGACGAUGACGAUUACGAAGAAGAGGAGGAUUCGUACUCUGACGAAGACUCCGGUACCGAGGAAGUUUCCGACGUGGAGGAUUGAUACGAGACCGUCCCCCCUAGCCUUCUAUAAGCCUCAGAGGCAUUCGUCCGACUCGAUCGCUUGUAUUUAUUGCAACAAAUAACAUAGGAACCUCUAAAUAAACGCACACGACAUCGCUGUGCUGCUAGCUGUCGUGAUCAUAUCUGGCUCAUAUCAAUUGUAAACGAAUUCUAAAGAAUAGCGCGUCGGGCUCCUUGUAAAUCCCUAGUAUUUAUGUUUCUCGCUACAAGUUUCUAUGCAUGAUUUAUCCUUUGAUUAGAUAAAUAUGUUUUAGAAAUUGAUAUAAGGUCUAUUCCGAAAGAGCAGACUGCGAGAAGUGAUCGGUGCCUUCUUAAUGUGUAAUGCAUGUUUAAUCUUAGAUUUUUGUAAUGAUAAACUACUGAUGCAUUUCUAGUUAAACAAAUUCGUUUUUAUUUAUUAUACAGUCAUUAUAGUGUGUAUUUUUUUUUUGUUCACGAGUUUUGCUUAUUCGUUUAUUUUUACUUUGAAAUUUCAUGUGAUAUUAUUAAUCUCUUAAGAUGAUUUGUUUCUUACUUUUAAUGUGUUGUCAUUCCAAUAGUACUGUUGCCGAGACAGGCUUGUCCUUGAACCGGAAUAUUUGUUGAAUCUCUUAGUGCCAAAAUGCAUUUAAACAAAUUCAUCAUUUCAGCAUUGCUAACUGUGAUCUAUCCAAUUUAUAUUUUAUGAUAACUUGACAAUAGCUAGGGAGUAUAGAUAUAUUUUUUAUUUAUGUAACUUUCUAUUGAAGUUGGCAUAAUAAAGUUAAUGUAUGGCAGCCACUCAGGUAGUUGUACUUGGUUUUAAUGGCUUCUUAUGUUUUUGGCAUGAUGUCGUUAAUAGUGACAUUAAAAUUGUAUGCUUUUUACAAAUGUGUUUUAUUUCACCUCGUUUUG